AAGAAUGAUGCAAAUGUAGCAGCAAAGUGGGGUGUUUUAGGGUGGCUAACACAUGGUGGUUCGACUCCAUUAGUCGAUGUAUUCACUCAAUCAAGUAGUGACAUGGUGGAUCUUCUCAUUUCCACAGUUUUUCAAUCCCUUCAAUCCGAACAUAACUAUAUCCGAAUUCGGGAUGACACAUUAAGUGGGGAAGUUUUAUCGGUUGAUGUUGCAACUGCAACCACAAAAAAAUUGGAAAAUUUAGUAAAAAUUGGUGAGGGUCUAUUGAAAAAACCAGUUUCAAAGGUAAAUUUGGAUACAGGCGUGUAUGAGGCCUCGGAUCAAAUUACCAUUACCAAUUAG
This is a messenger RNA of Ilex paraguariensis (yerba mate), 342 nucleotides long. Lineage: Eukaryota; Viridiplantae; Streptophyta; Magnoliopsida; Aquifoliales; Aquifoliaceae. The record is from the annotation of a GenBank genome assembly.